This is a messenger RNA of Aphanomyces astaci, 975 nucleotides long. RefSeq lists its product as hypothetical. The coding region runs from base 70 to 975 and encodes 301 amino acids. The transcript has 4 exons. Lineage: Eukaryota; Oomycota; Saprolegniomycetes; Saprolegniales; Verrucalvaceae. The record is from RefSeq and is a predicted model, not a curated record.
CGGUUUUGAAACGUCGUCCAUGGUGACGACAGAAGUGUCAAGGCCAAGCCAACGAGCGAUCGAUUGUCCAUGACAAAGCAGGCGGAGGUGUCACCCAUAUUCAAAGGCGGCCCACGGGAGUCGAUUCUCGGGCACUCGCUUGGCGACGCGCAACAUCGCGUAUUGGUAGCAUUGGACGGCGAUCCGUCGUUCUUUCUCAAUGAGACUGGGUUUGAAAUGGCCCGCCAGCAGAAGCUCAAACAUUGCUGCUCGCGGGUGCGGGUGUGGCGCAAGAACGCUGCGAACCCGUUGGUGGCGUUCAAAGUGCAAGCCGACAUGGCCAGCAGCAACAUCACAACGAUGUCGCAGAAAAAGGAGCGCCGGCUGCACGUAGCCGUGCUGUUGAAUGUGAUUAUGGACGCAUACGAACAGUGCAUCUCGCGGUACGAUGAUACGCUGGCCAUCGAGUCGCUUCCAGAGUACGUUGCCAAUACGAUCAUGCAAAAAGCCAACGGCCGAAAGAACGGUGUGGACCAAGUGCAAGCCACGAUAGCAUCCAUGUUGCAUGCAACGACCCAUCCCCGCGUCCGCGCGUUCACCAACCUUUGCGGGCUCCAGACUGACAAUACGUUCAACCCGCCCGAGAAGACUAUCAUGUUCCUGCGGUGCGUCGAGAAGAUCUACCGCGUCAAGCUCAAAGCCGUGGCCGAGUGGUCGGAAAAUGGCGGCACGUCGAUUGCCUCGGUGGUGUUUCACAACAUCGGGCUCGCCCAAGCCGCAGCCAAGGCCGUGGUGCAUGAAUUGUUUAACGAACCCGAUCCGUACUGGACAUUUCAGUACCUCGAGCCCACGUGCGACGAGCUCCACGUACACCCCCAGUGGCCCGCCACGGCCCACACCGAGCUUCUCGAGCAAGUGUCGAAGCAAUCGUCGUCGUCUCGCGGCAUGCGUAAAAUCGACUGCGAUUUGUUCUUGGAAUUGCUAUUGCAAACGUAG